GAGUUGAUAUUAGGGUCACUGUGUUGAGAGAGCGGUAGCCAACAGGAGUGGACUGAGACAGGUGCACGUGUUUAUAACUGGCAGGAGAAACAUCAUGGAGAAAAAGGCGCCAUGGGUGUACAGCAGCGCCGCUUGUCUACUUCUGGCCAUUGGAGCAGCAGUGGUAACACCAGCUGUAGGGCAGCGCCAUCGUGAAAACUGCUGUUAUGGGAAGUCUUCCUUUGAGCACGGUCAGACUGUUGCCUCUUUACCCUCGUGCUGCCUCUAUUUGACCUGCCACGAUGGUGAUAUUCGAGAGCGAUACAUUGGCAAGACUGGUGACAAGGGCUGCUGUGAAUUUGACGGGUUGAUCUACCCUGAGGGAGCUGAGCUAACAUCCCAUUGUGCGAUGCUAAUCUGCAGGCGAGGAGUGUGGGUUGUCUCUAAUGAGAUUGCGGAGUGUUGUAAGCACUGCUACCUGUUCAACGACCCUCAUAUCCACACCCAUGACGGGCACUACUACGACUGGCAUGGUAUUUGUAAUUACACCGUGACGCAGCCUGGAAAUGGUCUUUAUCCUGACUACGGUGUCUUCAGUGACUUCCGCCGUUGUUACAACAGCGCCUCCUGCCUGGACGUGUCCACCUUUAAGAAUGACCGAUACACGGUGAUCACCUUGCGCCACAGUAACCCGUUCAUUAUUCUAGUGAAUAACGAUGAAUUCGUGGUGCCGACAACGGGCGUGUCCGAGGUGCACUCCUCUCACGGCAAGCACCCGGUCUUGGUCUGGCGGGACGGCGACUGCAUCUUCCUGACUGGCUCCUCAAAGAUUAUGGUCCAACACUGCCGCCACCGCCUGGACGUGUGGGCACACCCGUCACAUGUGAACGUUCUAUAUGGUCUGUGUGGAUGCUUCAACUUCCUCAAGGAAGAUGACUUCACGUCGCGCGACCUGACGCAACACCCUCUACAUCCCUGGCCUGUGGCCUUCGCGGAGUCGUGGCGGACUCCAGAUCAAGAGCGCGACUGCCAGACUUGCCAUGGCUGCGACAGGGAAACGACAGGAGACCAGUGCACUUUGAACGCCGCCCAGCGAGAAGAACUCCGGGCGAUUUGUAGUAGACGUCUGCACGUAAUUUUGGCAACAGACGAGGAGCUGGACCAUUAUGUCGAUGCAUGUCUGUUUGAUUUGUGCCAACUGCGCCAGACGGGAGCCACGAAGGAGGAGCAAGACAACUGGCUGCGAGAGUUGGAGACUAUAGUUCAGAAUGCUAAAAUCAUUCUCGCCAAGACUUCAGGGGAGUGGAAGCCUCUACCUGAAGUGCCUCCCUCCCAGGACCUCUGUGUGCCAGGCUCGCGGUGGAUGAUGGAUUGUAACUGGUGUGACUGUAGUGAUAAUGGACAGCUGGCUCGCUGCACCCGCAGAGGCUGUCUUGAAGGGUACAUUCAUCCACUGGGAGAAGAGGCGUGUAUAGACGGUUCCCGUUGGAAGAUGGACUGUAACUGGUGCAACUGUGUGAGGGGAGGAUUCAUAUGCACCCGCAACUCGUGUGGUCCUGCCACGUUCCCUCCGCCUGCUGGUACCAUCCCAGCUCUGUCAACAUUCCCUACUUCACUGCAGGUGUGCCUGCAGCCCAAAGACCCUGGCAACUGCUAUGGGUUCUUCCCGCGAUAUUAUUUUAAUUCCACCAUGAAACGGUGCGAGUACUUCAUCUAUGGCGGUUGUGGAGGAAACCAAAACAACUUCGAAUCGUUGCGUGACUGUGAGAACGCUUGCAAUUCAACCAAGUAAACCUGGACUUCCAUUCCCCUCUGUGACGUUAUUGGAGUGGUCCCGUUAGAGGACCAGAUGUGUCGUGACGCAGAGCUAUAGGUUUUACAUUCGCCAGGAAACUUCAAGCUUACCCACUUUUCCACACUGAUGAAUAAACUGUUAAUAAAUUGUUAAUAGAUAA
Molecule: messenger RNA, 1934 nt
Organism: Portunus trituberculatus (swimming crab)
Lineage: Eukaryota; Metazoa; Arthropoda; Malacostraca; Decapoda; Portunidae
Product: IgGFc-binding protein-like
Exons: 14
Coding region: 95-1771 (558 amino acids)
Molecular function (GO): serine-type endopeptidase inhibitor activity
Source: RefSeq, a predicted model, not a curated record